Molecule: messenger RNA, 4503 nt
Organism: Ustilaginoidea virens
Lineage: Eukaryota; Fungi; Ascomycota; Sordariomycetes; Hypocreales; Clavicipitaceae
Exons: 4
Coding region: 1-4503 (1500 amino acids)
Molecular function (GO): lipid binding
Source: RefSeq, a predicted model, not a curated record
AUGUCUGCGUCGGAAGCUAUGGAGCUCAGGCAGCAGGGUGCCAUCGAGGCGUCCCAAAACCCGCAGAGCUCAGUUACUGCUGACCAGGCCCAGAAAGAGCUUGUCGAGCAGUCCAAAAAUGCUGGCAUCCCUGCCUUCACGUUUGAUCCCGAUGCUAGUCCAGAGCAGAAGAGAGCGCAGGCUCAAGCUGCCAUCCCCCCCGAACUUCAAAGGAGCCGACGCGAAAAAGGUGCUGCCAUUAUUACCGAUGUCGACGAUGGCAAUGGUCCCGACGAAGAGCUGCCCGAGCCGAGUAAAGCUGGUGUCCUUGACGUCGCCACAACCGCCGAUGGAAGCAAGGAUCUGACUGGCAUGGAUCCUGUUGCCCAUGAAGCGCCAUAUUCACGCACUGGUUGGGCCCCGAAAUUUGGCUGGGGAGGCGGCGCAAUCGAGGAGGAGAGUCUCCUCGACCACGCGACCUGGCUCGAGGGCCAUUUGCCUCACACUCUCUACGGAGACUGGUAUCACAAUACUGGCUUAAUCAUCUUCGCAUGCACCGCGUCGUGGCUCGUGGCCGUCUUUGGCGGCGGCCUGGCUUGGGUCAUGAUUGUCAUGGCCAUCUGCGGAACAUACUACCGCACGUCCCUACGACGGGUGCGACGCAACUUCCGCGACGACAUUACCCGAGAACUCGCGCUCAAGAAACUCGAAAACGACAACGAAUCUCUGGAAUGGAUCAACUCGUUCAUGGUCAAGUUUUGGCCCAUUUAUCAGCCUGUUCUUGCGCAGACCAUCAUCAACUCAGUUGACCAGGUUCUCAGCUCCGCCACGCCCGCUUUUCUUGACAGCCUCAAGCUCAAAACGUUCACUCUCGGCUCGAAACCCCCCCGAAUGGAGCAUGUCAGGACCUAUCCCAAGACCGAAGACGACAUCGUCCUCAUGGACUGGAAGUUUAGCUUUACCCCCAACGACACGGCCGACAUGACGGCUCGUCAGGUUAAGAACAAGAUCAACCCCAAAGUCGUGCUCGAAAUUCGCAUCGGAAAGGCCAUGAUAAGCAAGGGUUUGGAUGUCAUUGUGGAAGACAUGUCCUUCUCCGGCAUCAUGAGGCUCAAGAUCAAGCUGCAAAUCCCGUUCCCUCACGUGGAACGAGUCGAGAUGUGUUUCCUGGAGCGCCCCAAGAUUGACUACGUCUGCAAACCUCUCGGCGGCGACAACUUUGGAUUCGACAUCAACUUCAUCCCGGGUCUCGAGAGCUUCAUCCUGGAGCAAAUCCACGGCAACUUGGCACCCAUGAUGUAUGCGCCCAACGUGUUCCCCAUCGAAAUCGCCAAGAUGCUGGCUGGCACCCCGGUCGACCAGGCAGUGGGCGUCCUCGCCCUCACUCUUCAUGGCGCGCAAGGCCUGAAAAACUCGGACAACUUUGCUGGGACCGUCGAUCCGUACGCUUCCAUCAGCUUCAGCCGCCGGCAAGAGCUUGCUCGAACCAAGACCGUCCAGGACAACGCAAACCCCCGGUGGAACGAAACGCACUAUCUCAUCGUCACCUCUUUCAACGACACUCUUGACAUCCAAGUCUUUGACAAGAACGAAUUUCGAAAGUCAAAGGAGCUUGGUGUUGCCACUUUCCGGUUGGAAGAACUCGAGGAGCUCAAUGUUCACGAGAAUGAGCGAUUGGAGGUUAUCGGUGACGGUAAGGCGCGCGGCGUCGUCUCUUGCGACCUGCGCUUCUUCCCCGUCCUCCAGAGCGAAACGCUGCCCGAUGGAAAAGUUGCGCCACCCCCAGACUCCAAUCAGGGCAUCCUCCGCUUCACCGUCGAGCAGGCCAAAGACCUGGACGGCACCCGGAGCCUGGUCGGCCUUCUCAACCCUUAUGCUGUCAUGUUCCUAAACGGCAAAACGGUGCAUCAGACCAAGAAGCUGAAGCGCACCAACAACCCUAUUUGGGACAAUGGCUCCAAGGAGAUUCUCAUCACCGACAGACGCAAGGCAAAACUCGGCGUUACCAUCAAGGACGAUCGAGGUCUGAUCAGCGAUCCCGAUCUGGGGAAAUACCAAAUCAAGCUCGACGAGAUGCUGGACUGCAUGGCUCAGGGCAAGGAAUGGUACCAGCUGUCCGGCGCUCAAAGCGGCCGCGUCAAGAUGAUGGCUCAGUGGAGACCGGUCGCCAUCUCCGGCGUCACCGGCACGGGGGGCUAUUCGACGCCGAUUGGCGUCUUGCGGCUCCAUUUCCAAAAGGCCAACGAUUUGCGAAACUUUGAGUCUUUCGGCAAGUCAGAUCCCUACGUACGGGUGCUUCUGUCUGGAAUCGACAAGGCUCGGACUGUGACGUUCAAGAACGACCUGAACCCUGAAUGGGACGAGGUUCUUUACAUUCCAAUCCACUCUCCUCGCGACCGGCUCACACUGGAGGUGAUGGAUGCCGAGAAGAUGGGCAAGGAUCGAAGCCUGGGCUUGGUGGAACUCUUUGCUGGUGAUUACGUUCACCAAGGCGAGGCGGGAGAGUAUCUGGUGAACCAAGGCAAGGCUAUUCGCACGGAUGGCCUGCGACUCCACGGCAAAGGCAUCGUCAAGGGAACGCUUACCUACACGGUUUCCUUUUACCCUUGUCUCAACGUUGCCGAUCCAGAGGAGGAAGAGGAUGAAGGGUCAGAAAAGAACGAAAAACCUGUCAAGACCGAGAACGGUGGUGCGAAAAAGCCAGAUGACAAGACCAAUGCAGAUUCAGGGCGACCUUCUGUGGACCGGAACUCUCAAGGCAGCAAGAUCAAAGCCGACCUCGACAAGCCUAGGCAGAGCUUUGACAAAAGCAAGGUCAACGGGGAAAGAUCCGAGACUGAAAGCGCAGGCCGCCCAUCGGUCGACAGGAUCGAUAAAGCAAACCCGCCCAAAGUUCGACUGAGCCCCGAGGAGCUUCUCAAGCAUGAGAGCGGUCUGUUGAUUUUUCGCCUUCUGGAAGCGGAACUGCCAGAAAGCCAUAGCCGUCUUGAGAUUUUUGUGGACGACAUGGCGUACGCCUCGUACAUCUCGUCGACGGCGCCGUCCAAGACUCACAAGUUUGACGAGAUUGGUGAUUGCGUCAUUCGCGAGCUCGACUUUUCCCGGCUCACUCUUAAGGCUCGCAAGAAGGGAGAUGACAAGGAUCAGACGUUGGCUCAACUGACCGGAAACACCAUGGAAACGCUGAAGCAAUGCCUGAACAAUCCAACAAUGUUGAAGUUGAAAACGGACGAGGGCAAGGGCGGCUGGGUCAAGGUCAGCCUCAAGUACAUCCCCAUCAAGAUGGAGUUGGAUCCCAGCGAGAGCAUCAACAACAUGGGCAAGCUCCGGGUUGACGUUUUGGACGCCGAAGACCUGCCGUCGGCCGACCGAAACGGAAAGAGCGAUCCUUACUGCAAGUUUGAGCUCAACGAUCAGGAAGUAUACAAGACCAAAGUCAUCAAGAAGACCCUCAACCCGACGUGGAACGAGUUUUUCGAAGUUGCUGUCCCCUCACGGACCGCGGCCAAGUUCAUUGUCAACGUGUACGACUACGACUUUGCCGACAAGCCCGACUUUUUGGGCGCGACGACGAUCAGGCUCGACUCGCUGGAGCCUUUCAGAGCCAACGAGGCGCGUUACGUUCUCGACGGCAAGUCGGGCAGCAUCCGCCUGCGGUUGCUGUUCCGCCCAGACUAUGUUACGCGCAGCAUCCACGGAACAUCCACCUUUUCCGGCCUCAGCGCGCCCACCAGGAUAGUUACAGGCGUCGCUGGUGCUCCGAUCAAGGGAGGCGUAGCCGUCGCAGGUGCGGUUGGCCACGGCGUGGGCAGGGGUGCGUCCUUCCUGAAGCGCGGGAUUCUCGGCAGCAAGAAGGAGAAGGAGAAUGGGAAUGGCACAUGGCACGACAACGCAGAGAUACCCACCCUGGUGACGCCAAGUGAGGGCGGCACGCUUCCAGAACCUGGCCUGAGGAAGGCCAGCGGCCCUGGCGAUGCGCUGGAUGCCUCCCCCAUGGCAGCUGCACUGCCGAGCGGCUCGCCCGGCCAUGCGCGCACCAAAAGCAUUACCGCUUCGGUUCAUAGCACUGCGCCGGGAGGUGGCCCCAAGGGCUCUGCCACAGUGACCGUGGUGAGCGCCUCUGGCUUCCCCCCCUCGACCGAUCUCUUCAUUGUGCUCUCGCAGCUCUCGCACAAGGAGAAGGUCAUUGGCAAGACCAAGCACUUCAAGGCACCCAGCGGCCAAUGGAAGUUUGACGAGACGUUCAAGGUUUCCUGCAGCGCCGACGCGCAGUUCAAGAUUGAGGCAAAGGGCGACCACUUUAUCGGAAGCAGUGACGACCUCGGAGAGCACAUCUACUUUGUGGACGAGACGGGAUCCGGCGCGGCCAAGGAACUCAAGGUCGGAAACGGCACAGUGACAAUCAAGAGCACCUUCCAGCCAGCAGAACUGGACGCGCCCGACACGCCAAGAUCGCACCUGCGACGAAGCUUCCUGAGCAAGCGAGAGACCCGCACCAGCCGAGAAUCGACACCCAACCCUUAG